AUUCCAUUUUGCGCCUCUACUCUACUCAUUGCAUACACAUAGCAACUAUGGUAGAUGUGAAACUAUUAGGAUUUUGGUCUAGCCCUUUUGUUCAUAGAGUGAUAUGGGCUCUAAAAUUCAAAGGCAUAACCUAUGAUUAUAUAGAACAAGAUAGACAUACCAAAAGUGAAUUACUCCUUCAAUCUAAUCCUGUUUACAAGAAAGUCCCUGUUCUUAUUCACCAAGGUAAAGCCAUUGCAGAAUCUCUUGUUAUUCUUGAAUACAUUGAAGAAACUUGGCCACAGAAUCCAUUGCUGCCACAAGAUUGCUAUCAGAGAGCCUUGGCUCGAUUUUGGAUUAAAUUUGGAGAAGAUUCGAUUGCUUCUAUAACGGAUUUGUUUCUCCGACCCCCUAAAGACGAAAAAGAAAGAGGUAAUGCAAUAGAAAAAGCACAAGAAACUAUCACAAUAAUGGAAGAGCAAGGGCUAGGGGACAAGAAGUUUUUUGGAGGCAUCAAUAUUGGAAUGGUGGACAUAACAUAUGGAUGCCUUAGUCAUUGGUUAGAAGGGUUGGAGGAAAUUGUUGGGAUCAAAUUGAUUGAGGCAAAUAAAUUUCCUCGGUUGCAUGCAUGGAUUCAAAACUUUAAACAAGUUCCUUUGAUUAAAGAAAACAUUCCUGAUUAUCAGAAACUAUUGCUCCAUCUUCAAUGGCGCAGGCAGGAAUAUAUUAUAUAGUUUCAUCGAUGCUACAAAAGUUGUGUGGGAGAUUCGGGAAAAAUGAUACUGAAGUAGCAAAGUUUUAUACAAGAAAUGAGAGUUUGAAUUGUGUACCUUUUAAAAUUUAAACAAGGUUAUGAUAUCACAAUCAGAAAA
Messenger RNA from Trifolium pratense (red clover), 851 nucleotides. Its product is annotated as probable glutathione S-transferase. The transcript is spliced from 2 exons. Gene Ontology annotation, molecular function: glutathione transferase activity. Gene Ontology annotation, biological process: glutathione metabolic process. Gene Ontology annotation, cellular component: cytoplasm. Lineage: Eukaryota; Viridiplantae; Streptophyta; Magnoliopsida; Fabales; Fabaceae. The coding region runs from base 48 to 713 and encodes 221 amino acids. The record is from RefSeq and is a predicted model, not a curated record.